AUCUGUCUCAUUCCAAGUGCAAGAAAUAUAACGCGAAGUGCAGCUGCAAGGAACAGAAACGCCAUGUGUGGUGUGAGAGAGAUCGUCGGCGGAGAAUGAAUUUCAGAAUUGUUGGAGCCUUGUGUAGCCGUUUAACCUCAAAGUUUUCCAAGUAAAAUUUAAUAAAAAGCUCGCGAGCAUGACGGACACAAAGAACGACAAGGCGAAAGUCGAUCUCGGAUUGCUCGAGGAGGAUGACGAGUUCGAGGAAUUUCCCGCGGAAGAUUGGACCGCGAAGGAUGAGGACGGCGACGAUAUCAGCGUCUGGGAGGACAACUGGGACGACGAUGACGUCGAGGAUGAUUUCAAUCAACAGUUAAGAGCACAGCUAGAGAAACAGAAAGCUACGAGUGAUGCAACCAAGAAAAAUUAAAUUAGCUUGUAAUAUACAUUUAAUCUUAUUAUUUUAUAUAAAUAAACACGUAAUUAAAUAUUAA
Messenger RNA from Wasmannia auropunctata (little fire ant), 476 nucleotides. It is a transcript of the gene Sem1, whose product is annotated as 26S proteasome complex subunit DSS1. Bases 179 to 412 code for a protein of 77 amino acids. The record is from RefSeq and is a predicted model, not a curated record. Gene Ontology annotation, biological process: proteasome assembly; mRNA export from nucleus; double-strand break repair via homologous recombination. Lineage: Eukaryota; Metazoa; Arthropoda; Insecta; Hymenoptera; Formicidae. Gene Ontology annotation, cellular component: proteasome complex; proteasome regulatory particle, lid subcomplex. The transcript is spliced from 3 exons.